AUGGACCAAUUGAAGAAACUUGAUCUGAUAAGUAAUGUGAUUAGUUCGGAAGCAACUCAAUCAAUUGGUAAUUUGAUUAAUCUUACGGAAUUGAGUAUUGGCUAUAAUGAUAUUGGUUAUAAGGCUGUUGAAUAUUUAUCAAAACUUGAAAAACUGACUAUUCUAAAUAUUAGUAAGUGUAAGAUCACAAACUUGGGUAUUGAAUCAAUGAUUGGAAUGAAACAAUUGACAAGCCUUGAAAUAAGUGAAAAUGGUAUUGAUGAUAGUGGUGUAAAAUCUUUGAUAGAACUAAGUCAACUAACAAAACUUGACAUAGAUCAUAACGAAAUAAGGACAGAAGGAUGCAAAUGUAUUAGUCAAAUGAAAAAUUUGACUGAUCUGAGUGUUGGAUUAAAUGGAAUUGAUGAGGAAGGAAUUAAGUUUAUAUGUGAAUUGAAACAAUUAACUAAUUUGUCAGCUCAUGCAAUACAAAUUGUUUCAGUUGAUGGAGUCCAAUCAAUAACCUCUUUGAAACAACUGAUCAGUCUGAAUAUUGGUGACAACUGGAUUGGUGACGCUGGUGCAAAGGUAAUAAGUGAAAUGAAACAAUUGAAAACACUUUAUAUGCACUCAACUUUAAUAGGAAUAGAUGGCACCAAAUCAAUUAGUGAAAUGACAAAUUUAACUUUUUUAGAUAUAUCAGCUAAUAAUUUAGGAGAUGAGGGGGCAAAACUAAUAAGUGGAUUGAAUCAAUUGAUUAAACUUUGGAUUUCUGAAAUUUCAAUUGGAAAUGAAGGAGCUGAAUCUAUAAGCAAGCUGGAAAAAUUGACUGAACUUGAUGUUCAUAGAAAUAGUAUUGAAACUGAAGGUGCUAAAUCCUUAUCUAAAUUGAAACACUUAACACGUCUGGAUAUUUCUGAGAAUUUUAUUGAAGAUUCAGGAGUGAAAUACCUAUCCAAAAUGAAGAAAUUAAAACAUUUAAAUGUAUAUGAUAAUGGAAUAGACAAUGGAAACAAGUAUCUGAAACGUAUGAAAAAGCAACUGAAAAAGAAAAAUUAUGGUUUUAUUGAGUGA
Molecule: messenger RNA, 1053 nt
Organism: Naegleria gruberi
Lineage: Eukaryota; Heterolobosea; Eutetramitea; Acrasida; Naegleriidae
Exons: 1
Coding region: 1-1053 (350 amino acids)
Molecular function (GO): protein binding
Source: RefSeq, a predicted model, not a curated record